Messenger RNA from Sardina pilchardus (European sardine), 798 nucleotides. RefSeq names its product complement C1q-like protein 2. Bases 1 to 798 code for a protein of 265 amino acids. Lineage: Eukaryota; Metazoa; Chordata; Actinopteri; Clupeiformes; Clupeidae. The record is from RefSeq and is a predicted model, not a curated record. The transcript has a single exon. Gene Ontology annotation, molecular function: protein binding.
AUGGUGGUGGAGCAGAGAGUGCAGCUGACUGUCAAUCAGAAUGAGCUACUGAACACCCAAAUACUGCUGCACAAAAUGGAGGAUGAAGUGGUGAAUCUGAGGAAGGCAACUGCAGCACAAGAGACCAGACUGGCUGUCACUGAGACUGACAUGGAGUAUGUGAAGAAAGACAAUGCAGCACAAGACACAGACCUGACCUCUAUGAAGACUGAAGUGAUGAACCUGAUCAAGGAAAAUGCAGCACAAGAGACCAGACUGUCUGCCAGUGAGACUGAGGUGGAGAACCUGAAGAUGGAAACUGCAGCACAAGAAGCAGAGCUGACAGCAGUGAAGACCAGACUGGCAGCUGCUGAGACUGAGGUAGUGAAUCUGGAGAAAGAGAUCACAGAGCAACCCAAGGUGGCAUUCUCAGCAGGGCUGGGCUCAGGAUACAUAGAGUCUGGGAACACUGAGCUGAACUUGGUCUUCACUAAAAUCAUCACCAAUGUUGGACAGGCCUACAGCAGCAUGACAGGCUUCUUCACAGCUCCAGUCAGGGGAGUCUACUACUUCAGAUUCACUGUCAUGGACCACCUAGCUUCACGCUAUAUGACUAUCAGGAUGUGUAAGAAUGGAGAGCAGGUCUUGCAUUUACAAGAGUAUGAUUCUGAUGUAAGAGAAACCUAUCUGUCCAGUGGUGCUACUCUGCAGCUGGAGGAGGGAGAUGUAGUUAACAUGCGACUCCCUGCAGGCAAAAGGCUCUAUGAUGAUGCUGAUAAUCACAGCACCUUCAGUGGCUUCCUGCUCUUUCCUCUCUGA